This is a messenger RNA of Acinonyx jubatus (cheetah), 9486 nucleotides long. Its product is annotated as translation initiation factor IF-2-like. The transcript has 2 exons. The record is from RefSeq and is a predicted model, not a curated record. The coding region runs from base 351 to 1253 and encodes 300 amino acids. Lineage: Eukaryota; Metazoa; Chordata; Mammalia; Carnivora; Felidae.
UCCGGGGUGUGACAGCAGCACCCCCUUCCCCUCCGAACCCAUGUCCUGAGGCUGCUGGGCCUGGGCCUUGGUCCCAUGCGGCAGCCUUGACGGCAGGGCCGCCGUGCCCACCCUCCUGGGCCGCGGCUGUCUGGUACUGUCCGAACCUAGAUUCUCCCUGCCUCCGGCCGUGCUUUGGCAAACAGUCCUGCCCGGGCCUCUGCCUGCCUUUGUGCCUUGCCUUCUCUUUUCCUUUCUCCAAAACCCAAAAGUAUCUUUGCUGGGUAAGCAGGCCUCUGGUUUGCUCAGCCCCUGGCUCCCUAGGGAUCCCGCAAAGAGACCUGCAAGUGACAUCAGGUAUCGAAAGGGAAAUGCGGUGGAAGGUUGGAAGGGAUACGGGGCGAUGGUGCCAGCUGGUAACCCCAGCCAUCACCGCUCCUCCCCAGCGCAGGGUGGGCACAGGAAGGGGCCGCCAGAAGCGGGGGAGGCGUCCCGGUGUCCCGGCCCUGCCGGUGGCUGAGCCAAGUCUGGGCAGAGGCUGGUGCUGGGCUGCAGAAGGUGAGGGCGGCACCCUGUCACCAUCCCACGCCCUCAGCACCAGAUCUGAAGUUCAGCUCCCUGCCGGUGAAGCAAGAGCCGGGCCCAGCCCGCACCCCCACGAGCGCGGCGGACACACAGCGGCACAAGGAGGUAACCCACAGCCUGAGCCCCUGCUGAGGACAGAACGGGAAAUAACGGAAACGCUGGGGCGGGUUCCCGAGGCCCACGAAGCCUCCGUGCGGCGGGGAGAGGGUCAGUGUCCUGACAGGGGCUCCGGAAUGGAGAAACCCAGCUCCGCUCGAGGACGGCAAUGCCCUCAGAGGCUGGGUUCACGGGGCCCUGCCCGACUGCCCCAGCCCGGCACCCCCGCUCCUGCCUGCCUCCCACGGCACUGUCGGCCUGCAUCAGUCACUUCGGAGUCUGUCCUAAUAGACCCUCUCCCCCCCAGCGAGAGGUGUCGGGGGGGCAGAGGCUGUGCCUCAUUGCCCUCCGUAUGGCCAUGGCCCUCACACGGAGCCUCCAGCACCAGAUACCUGUUUGAAGAGGAAAGGAGGGAAGCUGGAGAGAGUAACCAAGGGAAGGAGAAAGGAAAAGAGAAACAGGCAAACGGGAGACAGACCUCCUGGACCCCCAGCCAGGCCCGAGGGGUCUGCCCUCCGCUCUGCCCAGGGGCACACCGUGGGCCGAGGACAGUGGCCUCGGCCCCGCAGACAGCAGCCAGCGGGAUGAGCUAGACGCACUGCAACGGAGCCUGGGUGCCAAAGCCAGACCUCUCACCCCAAGGACCCGGCCCCACCGCUUCCUGCCGCGUGACCUUGGGCACAUCACCAAACCGCAUCCGUACGUGGAAGCUAAUACUAGGACCCACCUCAGAUGGCCACUGGGGGGACGGACACAAGAAGAAUUAGCUUUUAUGGUCUGGGCUGAGAACCGAUGCUCUGACCAUAAUACAGUCAAGGCUCAAAAAAGUGGAGGGAGUCACAGAACGCCAGCACUCCGCAGAGCCUCAGCAGCGGUCUUCUACGUGGCCCGCCCAUCUCGCAGCUGAGGGGAGUGAUGUGCUGAGGUCACCCAGCAGAGACAGGCCGGAGGCUCCCCGGUCAACGCUGCUCAUUCAUUAUUUGUUCAGCGCUUGUGACGUGCACGCCAGGAGCCUGAAAGGAGGCACCUGACCCCCUCGGUCCGGUGGGAGAGGCACACCCGGACAGGACACAAAACAGACUGGAGGGCGGACCGAGGAGGCACGUGGUGCUCCGAGGGCGUGAGGGGAAUGGAUCUCGUCAAGAAGGCCCCCUGAGAAAGUGAUGGCCGAGCUGGGACGGAACAGGAGGGACGGGAGGCGAGGAGGAGGUGAGGAGAAGCAUCUGGGCAGAGGGCGCCACCGGUACCAGCCCUGGGGCAGCUCUGAUGGGCCCCACCACACCCACGUAAGGUCUUGGCCCCAUAAGGCCAAGUUUACUCACCCAGCCUGCGUUCCCUAAGGGCAGCGAGGCCCAGGCGGGCUCUGCCCUGGGGGUUAGCACAGGCCAGAGCUGGGCCACAGCAGGCCCCGCAGGAACACCACAUAUACGGGCGGAAACUUCCCUCCGAGAAGCACCAGCCGGGGCGCAGAGGCUGGGCAGAUCCCCCGGCCCUCCCAUCUCACCGGGCACAGGGCCGGCGGAAGCCGGGGAGCCACGGGGGGCGGGGGCCAUUCACUCACCCUCGGCAUCCACAGUCUCCUUCAUGAUGAUCUCCACCCGCUCCACGUGGUGCCGGCUCCAGAGGCCGUCCAAGGCCUUGCGGUUCUGGUCUCGGAAAGGCAGGAUCUGAGCCACGGCCUGCCGGGGAAGGAGGCCAGUUGGGCGCUGGUUCUCAGGGUGAAGAAGGAAUCCUGACUCCCAGAAAGGGCCCACGCUUCUCUACCCUCUGCUCGGAGGAGACGCUCCCAGGAUGCAACAGUCCCUGGGCUUUGGGGCCUCACAGCUCCACGCGCACUCCAAAAACUUGAACAGGUGAAAACCUCACCAGGUCAGACACUGGUCUGAGGACCACUCUUUGGGGAUGCUGCCACUCCAAACAGGGCUGGACAGAAAGCAAUGCCUCUGUCCUGGAAAACUAUGGGGUGCCCACCCACGUGGCCCUGGGCUCACCAGCCUGGUCAGCACCAGAGGGCGCCGUGCUGUGUGCUCUCUGCUGGGGUUUCUAGGCAGAGAUGUUCCAGAGGCGCUCCAAGGGCCUUCCCAGAGUGAAGUGGCCGGCCAGCCUGCAUCACCCAGGAGGCCACCCCACGCUCUGCCACAGAACCUGGCUGAAGAACAUGGACUUAGGGUCCCUACGCAGUGUGAGACCUUGUUACCAGCCUUCAGCUCAAAACAGAACUCAGGAAGACACGGAUACUGAAAAAAGGCAGUCGGAUGCGGAAUAAGUUAAUUCUAAUCUCCCCCCCGGGACCCCCUGGAAGCCAGGCCGACACCAGAGUCCUGGGGCCACCCGUGUAGAUGAUGCAGGGCAGCGACGAGAACGCGGCUGGACAGGCGGACCAGGGCCACGCAGUCCUGCCCCUUGCCGCCCUGCUUCUCCUCCAGCCUGUCGCCACCUGCCCGCACUCGGGACGACCACGGCGCCUCGGAUUUCACGACGGCUCAGGCCUAAUCCCACAUUAGCAGUGUGGCUCCGCCGGUGGGGUCUCCCCGUGCCCGGCUCACUCCAACUCCUGGCUGCAGCUCACCUGCUUGCCCAGGUAAUGGUCCACCCGGUACAUCUCCUCCUCUCGGAAAAAGCCCCCGAGUUCCGUGGCCAGCUGCUGGGCUGAGAGGUGGUCAUGGCCGAAGGGCUUCUCGAGGACAACCCGCAGCCAGGCGCCCGGGCCCGGGCGGCAGCUGCUGUUAAUGUUGCGGGCAAUGUCCGCAUAGGCAAAGGGUGGCACCGAGAAAUAGAAGAUCCUGCCGGCCUCCCGGAGGCCCCCGUGUUGGACCUGUGCCUCAAUGUCCUUGCUCAGGGCCAUAUAGUCCUCACUCGUCGCCAGGUGGCGGUACGCACUCAGCCGCUGGAACUGGCCCUUGAGUUCGGCGCAGCGGUCGGGUGCCACGUCCUCCGGGCAGGAGAGGGACUCCAGGACCUUGGCUAUGAACGCUUGGCCCUGCUUGGUGGACGUCAGGGCAGCCCCAUGGAAGCUGAAACUGUAGUCCUUCCCCGCCUCAUCCAGGUACAGCUGGAACAGCCCCUGCCAUAAGUAUUUCCUGGCCAGGUCCCCGGUUGCUCCCAGCAGGAUGACGGAGACGUGUCCCCGGAGCUCCUGGGCCUGCAGGCACCCCAGGAGGGCCAUGCACAUCGCCACUGUGAGCAUCUUCCAACAGCCAGGGUGCCUGGGCAUAGGUGAGACAGACAAGGAACAAGGAAAGAUCAGACAUGGUUCAGGUGGCUGGGACAUGGAGGUAAACACACUUCCAGGCUCUCAAACAUUUCCUGCCUGGCAGGAAACAACCACGUUUCUCAGAAAAAUGUUAUAAUCCCACGGCUUCCCCGCUGCUCCCUCCUCAGCAACUUGGCUUCUGUGCCAGGAAGCUGGUGCGUAGGGAGCCUGCCCCGUAAACAGGGACUGUACGCGGGGAGCGGGUAGGCCAGUUGCUAGAGACGGACGCGGUGCUGCAGGAAGCUCCAGGGAGGCCCCCAGGGCUGCCGCAGGAUUUGGAGCUGCCCACUGGAAGAUCGACGCCAACCUCAUCCAUGAGCACAGGCCACCAGGCCCACGAGCUCGGGAAUGGUAGACGGCCCUCGGGUGACGGCUGGAACUACAAGAAGACAGGAUCACCCCCGUCACUCCUCGCUUGGCUUCCCUCGUGUCUGCUGGGCUCCGGGCCCAGAACGAUUACUAAUAUCUCCUACGGCACAGUGAAUAACAACACAGACUCUGGAACCAAACGAGGUGGAAUCCUAGCUCAACUCCUCCCUGUUUGACCUUGGACAAUUACUUAAUCUCUCAUAACCUCGGGUUCCUCAUCUGAAAUGGGGGUGACAGCGACCUAUACCACAGGGUCAUUAGAAGGAGAAAAUGAGUUAAUAUUUAUCAGAUGCUUAGGACACUGCCCACCACCCCCGAGCGCUACGUAAGUGGUAGUCGUCACUAGGGUAUGUUAAUGACAGCAGCGGCCCUGAAUGGAGCGCUUCCGUGCAUAAGAUCCCACUGAGUGCAGGCAAAAGAGACAAUGGAGUGGGUGCCAUGAUAGUUUCCCUCUUGCAGAGAGAAAAGCUGAGGCUCAGACGGUGAAGGAAGGUGAGGAAGGAGGGAGCCCAACAGGCACCAGGCUCUCUGGCCCCCGCGCUGACACACAGCAAGUGCGUGCUGCAUCCUCCCUCGCGUCUUGGCUGCUUUUCAGGCUAAUUUAAAGCCGCUGACACGUACGAAAGGCAAGAGGCCUCGGACCCGCCACGAAUGCACCGGAGGAUCUGCUUUCACUUGCCUUCUGUUCUGACCAAGGUUGUAGGGCUUACUGUGUGCAAUUCUUACUCCGAGGCUCUCCCGUUCUCCGAUUUCCAACUGAGGCCAGUGCUUUGGGGGAAAAAGAGAAGUGAGGGGGGAAAGCAGGCGUGGCCAGCUGCUCGGCUCUGAGAACUCGAAGGGGCAACGGGGCCCAGCCCGGGGCGCUGGAGCACGGAACAGGGAACCAAGAUGACUGACAGCAGGUGUUCCCGGAUGAAGGGUGAACAGCCUCCACCACGAGGUUCGAGUCUGGCUGUACGGUAGGGACACGGAGGUGUGAGGCGAUACCCGGCCCCCUUACCUUCCUGCAUCCCUGUACCAUCCCCCAUCUUGAGAGGGUCCUGGCCACCCUCUGACAGCCCACUCCCCAGCCCCCCCUUUUCCCUUUGCCUCCUCCUCAUCUCUUUUGAUGUUGCAGUUAGCGGCCAAACCAAGAUGAGGCUCCAACGACAGGAUGUGCGUCAGAAUCUACAGGACACCAGACGUUUCCACCAUUCAGCUUGAUGUGGAGGGUAAAGAGACCAGCUGCGAGGCCUCCAGCCUUCCCCUUGCACUCUCCCUUAACCUGUGCACUCACUCCCGAACCAGAUGGGCCACAGGACCAGUCUUUCCUCUCCCGCUUCCCAAUCCCUGUCCUUGGCCCUUCACGCAUUUACGCAUUUCCUUCUCGGCUGGCUGGCAAUCGCCCAUCUGGAGGGAAGACAGAGCUGCAAGGUCAGUGCGGGAGAGAGGCGGUGAGAAAUCUGAAGCCCGGACAACAGCCUGGAGAAGGAGGAGCCUCCAGCUGGCGAGCUGCAUUUCAGAGCUCCUGAUCCCACACCCGGAGCCAGGGCUCCAGACUGACAAGUGCCAGGGACAAGAGGAGGAGUCAGGAACCUCAGAGAGCCUGGAUGGGCAGGUGAGGGAGCCCCAAGGACCAGUCCCUCUCCCCCAAGCCCAGAAGACUGCGGAACUGUCGUGUCCCCAAGCCCGAGCCUCCAGUCACUGUGCUGAACGGCUUCCUCAGUCAAGUGGAAGAAUGUGGCAUUUGGGUCAGAGGACCAGGGCUCAAGACCACCUCCUGGCUGUGUGAUCUAAUGAACUCUCCUAGUCAGUUUGGGUCCACGUUUCCUAACUAUAAAACAGGGCUAACACCACUGAACUAAAUGAGGGGAUUGUGACGAUUAGCCGAGAUGAUGCAGGCGACAAAGCCCUACGCGGACGUUAACUAACCUAGCUCAGUGCCAGGCGCUUCCUGGCUCCUGGGGGGGCAUAAUGCCACCGCUGCCCGGCAGAACUGCGCAGCUCAGCGGCUACAGAGCUCAGCCCCGCAGGCAGCCCCGAGGAACCAACUCGGGCAUUGACGGCACAUUCCCCAGACCGGUCCUUGCGCCCGGCCCCGAGGGGAGGGAGACAGUGACCAGUACGGUCAUCCUCCUUGCUGCCCCGACAGGGAAAUAAACAGGAUCCCCGAAGCCCAACAAAGUCAAGAACAGGGCCCCAGCUCUGGAGCAGGGAUGAGGCAACAGGGAAACCAGACGGCUCCAACACACCCACCGACGGUCUAAACCGCCCUCGCGCGGCACGGCUCGGCUUUUGCGGGGUUCUCUGAAGCACUUCCCCCUGCCUCUCUGCCUGCUCCAAGAGGAAUGGGCCUACAGGCACCUCCUAAAAUCACACACCUGAAGUGAGCCAAAAAGCCUGGACGUGACAGUCCAACCGCUAAUACUGCCAUGAACCGUUUGUAUCUUUCAUUCAAAGUAAGUUUCAUUUGCAGAGCUCGGGCGCAGGAAGGGCAGCCUGCGGGACUGCGUGUUGGGCUGAGUGGUGGUUCUUCUCCAGCCCCUGCCGUGAAUCACCACGCCACCUCGAUGACCUCUCGCCGAGGCGUCUGCCCUGGCCAGGCCCCCCUGCCCCACCUACGAGACGAAGAGACUUAGCAGAAGGAUCGCUACUUGACUGCUGCCCCCCAAUCCCGGGUUUUCCAAGGAAAGGAGAGAACCCCUCUCUCAUCAGGGAGAGGCCCCAGCUCCGCCUUCCUGUAGGGCAGCCAGGUGCCCACCUCGGGGGACGGGAGAGGGGCGCUGAAACGGGAAGCAAAGAGCUGAUGACCACGUGCCCUUCCGAAGCUAAGGCGAGACUCUUGAAGCUUUAACCGAAGUGUGUGAAGGAUGCAGUGUCAUGUACGGCACUCAGAUACUUGCCAGACACACACUACCCCACCGCGUGCGGUGCCGCGGGGCCUCGUCUAGGGAGGCGCAGAGGACCUUCUCCAGACAGGCUCGUCUGGGUGUCAGGACUGCUGGGCCCGUGUCCGCAGUCCUGCUCCCCGAGUCCGGUCGGAGGGGUUCCCGCCCGGCAUCCUGGGCGGUCCACCUUUGCAAGAACAGCUCUGCCAACGCUCCCAAAGCUGUGAACGCCGACUUGGCGGGCCUGGGGGUCUGGAUCAGAAUCUGCUUCCGGUCUUUGUUUCUGCCCAAGCGAAAGAGGCGGGUGUGGGGCGCAGCCCCGCAGCUCUGCCUGACCCGCUCCGGUGGCAGGGUGGCUGCUGGUAAACCACAGGGGGAGUGGCACUGGUCUGCUAUUCCCAGCAGACACGGGGCAGGGGCAAGGAGCGGAGAGGUAAAGGUCAGUGGCUGCGGCGGCCUUGUCCCCUCUCCCAAUGCCACAUCGACACCUUUGACCUCCACCUUCUGUUUGCCAAGCGGGAAGGAGGGGCCUGUCUUCUUCAAAUCAUAGCCCAGGAGUUUGGAAUUUUUGAAAGAAUGUGUGGGAGUAAAACAAGAGUUCAAACUAAAGAUCAUUUUUAACCAGAGUGCGAGGGGAGGGGCCCAGCGCCCUCUCCAGUCACUAAGCCCAGUGUUUUCCCGAACUCUCCCGGUCCCGGCCCAUCUGCACAGGACACACCCGAACCAGUCAAACCCUUCAGCUACUGUGCGGCCUCGACUCCUCCCUUCCCGGGCCCCUUGGGAAGGGUCAGGGACAAGAGUUGCAAGAUCGGGCUCUGGGGCCAGUUUCCUCCCCAGAUCUCAGAAAAUCCUUAUUCCUAUCACCUUCUCAGGGGUCUUGGGUCCCUAUGACCCAAAGGUGUGCUAGAGCCACCCUGUACCUGCACGCAAGAUUCACCUGCUGAAUUUUUAGGAAUUUUCCAAGCCAGUUGUUAAACACAGCCAUUAAAUUAAGGACCACAUCAGGGCGCCUGGGUGGCUCAGUCGGUUAAGCAUCCGACUUUGGCUCAGGCCAGAUCUCAUGGUUCACGAGUUCAAGCCCCGCGCUGGGCUCUCUGCUGUCAGCACAGAGCCCGCUUGGGAUCCUCUGCUCCCCCUCUCCCUUCGCCCCUCCCCCACUUGCAUUUUUGCUCUCUCUCAAAAAAAAUUUCAAACCAAAUCGUACCAAUUUAUAACCCAAAAAGUUAUAUUCAAAGGUAAUAAAUACUUUCAGUUCACCAUUUCCUAUUUCACUGUAUUUUACUACUACCCUGGGUUCUUGACAUUGUUUCCAUCUACUAUGUCUGUAAGGUGAAGAUAUUCUACGAUGGGGUGCUUGAAACGGCCCGGGAAGGGACAUUUCACCACAGAUACCGGCAAAUGCUGUAAAUCGGGCCCCCCCCCUCACCAAGCCCCACCCCUGCAGAAUUGUUACACAUUUACCAACCCAGGGCACCAAAUCUGCCUCUCCAGUCUGGGUUUUCUGCCCCUCAACUCCAGGCUCAUACAAUCAACUGCUACUCUGACACCAUUCACUGGGUGCCUACAAGACUUACUAUGUUCAAAACUGAAGGGACUCACCCCUGACCUGCUCCACUUCUCCAGCCUCCAGAAAUGGUAACUCUAUCCUUCCAGAAACUUUGGGGGUCAUCCAAUCUCUCGGCAGAUCCUACAGUUUCUAUCACCAGAAUUAAUCCAGAGUACAACUACUCCCCGCCUGCCACCACCCCACACUGGUCCCAGCCACCAUCACCCCUGUCUGGGUUCCUAUAGGAACCACCUAAUUGGCCUCCGGUUUCUUCUGCCUUUUCCUGAACAUGGCACUCGGUGCCCUUUUGAUGGCCUCCCACCCCUGACCUCUUUGAUCUCUUCUGCCACUAUGCCCCUCUCUGGGCUCUAGCCACCCAUCGUCCUGCCUCAGGGCCUUUGUACUUACCGUAGGCUCUGCCUGACCUACUUUCCCCUGCAGAUGUCCACAUGCUUCACUCCCUCGCUAACUUGAAUUCUUUGCUGAAAUGUCACCUCGGUGAGCCUUUCUCAGGCGACUCUGGCAAACUGCAAACCUCCCACCUCCACCUCAGCCCCUGCUCUAUCUAGUUCUCUCCGCAGUACGUAUCAUUCUCUAAUACGCCGUCUGUGAAAAGCGUAUUUGUUUUAUUGCCUGCCACCCCUCCCCGUCAGAAUGCAAGUGCCAACGGGGGCAGGGGGCUUUGUGCUUUGUUCGCUGAUUACCUUCAGUAUCCAAAACAGGGCCUGGCACACAGAAGGUGCACUAUAAAUAUGUGCUGAAUGGACAAAUAAAUCCCAUUCUGUAGGAGA